Messenger RNA from Saccostrea cuccullata (small rock oyster), 2229 nucleotides. RefSeq names its product heat shock 70 kDa protein 12B-like. The transcript is spliced from 5 exons. Bases 76 to 1806 code for a protein of 576 amino acids. Lineage: Eukaryota; Metazoa; Mollusca; Bivalvia; Ostreida; Ostreidae. Gene Ontology annotation, molecular function: ATP-dependent protein folding chaperone; ATP binding. The record is from RefSeq and is a predicted model, not a curated record.
UUGUAAGAUAGCGUUUAAAACGAAAGUAGGAAACGAUACACGUAAAACCACCAACUAAAAGAUUUAUUUUUUGAAAUGGAAAAUUGUUUUCUUGUCGCUGCAAUCGACUUUGGAACUACAUACUCUGGCUAUGCCUUCGGAAUGGUUCGUGAAUUGGAGGAGGAUCCGAUGAAGAUUCACGCAAAUCAGGCCUGGGUCUCCGGACAACAAAAUCUGUUGUCCCUAAAGACCCCAACAUGUCUACUGCUGGAUAAAAAUAAGAAAUUCAAGUCGUUUGGAUAUGAGGCAGAGAACCAGUACAACAACAUAACUAUGGACGAAGAGACCGAGGAUUAUUAUUACUUUUACAGAUUCAAAAUGAAUCUACAUGAGAGUGAGGAGUCAUUAGAAAACUUACAUAUUAAAGACGCCAGUGGAAAGGAGCUCCCUGCAAUGACAGUCUUUUCUCUUUCCAUCAAAGCCCUUAAAGACCAUUUAAUUGAUCUUCUAGAUACAAGAGGUACAACUCUGAAGGCGGACGAAGUUCUGUGGGUACUAACAGUACCUGCAAUCUGGACAGAUUCUGCCAAGAUUUUCAUGAGGAAAGCAGCCAAAAAGGCGGGAAUAAAAGAUGAGUGUUUGAAGCUCGCUUUGGAGCCUGAGGCAGCAUCAAUUUACUGUCAACACAUCCAUGUGGAUCGUUCCAAAGGACAGCGAGGUUUUGGUGUAUCCGCUGUGGGUACAAGAUAUAUGGUCAUAGAUCUGGGGGGAGGAACUGCCGACAUCACGUGUCAUGAGAAGUUGGAUGAUGAUUUUCUGAAGGAGCUGUAUAAAGCGAGUGGAGGGGCGUGUGGGGGUACGGCAAUGGACGCUAAAGUUCUUGGCGUGAUCAAGGAAAUUGUGGGAGACUCGGUCUUCGAUGAAUUCAAGAGGGUCCACGUAGAGGGAUAUAUGGACCUACUACGGGAAAUUGAAGUCUUCAAACGAAAUAUUAAACCUGAAAGUGACGGAAAAAUUACUAUGACCAUACCAUAUGUUUCCCUCCAAGAAAUUUGCUCCGACAAAUUAAAUAAAAGUUUUAAAGAAUUGCUUGCAAGUUCUUCUGUGUCUCAUGAUGUUUCUCUAACAGGGCAGAAGUUUCGCUUCAGUGCAGGUUUUGCAAAACAGCUUUUUACAUCUAUUACUGAUCAGAUUGUGGAGUAUAUAAGGCUCAUUUUAAUGCAACCAGAAGUACAAAAGAUAAAUAGAUUUUUACUGGUCGGAGGUUUCGCAGAGAGUCCAAUGGUGCAACAUGCCAUUAAAGAGAACUUUCCUGAUAAACGUCUCAUAAUUCCUCAAGAGGCUGGCUUAGCCGUGCUGAAAGGUGCUGUUUUGUUUGGUCAUCGGCCAAAGACGAUCAAAAGCAGGGUGAUCAAGUAUUCUUAUGGUGUAAAAACCACACCAGUAUUUGAUCCAAUGGUUCAUGACCCUAAACGAAGAUGUAUUAUUAACGGAGUUGAUCGAUGCCAGAAUGUUUUCGGAUGUUUCAUGAAAUCGGGCACAGCUGUUGAAUUGGAACACGAAGUAGAAAAGAAGUACCAAACCAAUCAAGCAUUUCAGCAAACAGUUCCGCUUGAAUUGUUUUUCUUAAUAAAAGAGGAUGCAAAAUAUAUUGACGAACCCUGUGUGCAAAAACUUUGGAAAAUGGAUAUAAACAUUCCUCAUCCAUGUGAAAAUCCUCGAAAGGUUAAAGUGCUGUAUAUUUUUGGUGACACUGAAUUAAGAGUGACUGCUGUAGAAAUGGAUACCGGGACACCAUGUGAAGCCACAAUUGGUGGAAUAUGUUAAACUGAUUGUGUGAUAUUUCAAAGUCAUUAACUAAUAUAAAAUUAUCAUCAAAAUUUUACAUUCUUCACUGCAAACAUAGAAUUCGAGACCAAUAUAAGAUUCUGUCCAAAUUUGUUGAGGAAAUUAUAAAUUAUCUGGAUACACUGUAGUACAAACAUUGUAACAGGAGUUUUUCUUUUGAAAUGCAUUGAACAAAAGAAUUUUUCAUGGACAAGUCAAUGAAUUUCAGAAAAAAAAUUACUUUAAAGCUCAGUAAAGGGUGGAACAAUAGAAGCUAGAUUUACAACAUAUACUAGUAUCAUAGAUCUUAGUUUGAUGACAGAGAUUAUAUUUCUUUGUAACAAUGUAUACAGGGUAACAAAGCAAAAGACAUACACUAGAUGUCAUAUUUGGUGAAAAUAAUAGACAAAUUAUGAAUAAAGG